UCAUAUGAUAUUUAUUAAUAUUGAUAAAUAUAUUUAUGCAAUAAACUAAAAUAAUUAAUUUAUCGAGGAAAUUCUCUCUCAUUUCAAUUUUUUUUUUCCUUGUGUCCAGUUUUUUUUUUCAAAAAAAAAGAAAAAAAUUUUUUCACGUUUUAUUCCCGAUAUGGCCGCAAAACGAAAUGUACCUAACAAACAAGAUAUUUUAAAUCAUUAUGAUGAACAUUUAAAUGAAAUAAACGAAACCGUUGACAAGUUACUUAAUGCGAUUAAAAUUGACGAUAUCCCGAACGCAAUUAAAUUCCUACCGAAAUCCGAAAAAAAGAACGGUCGCGCCAAAAGACCGCCUAAUUCAAAUAUAUUAUGUUCGAAUCAACUCAUGAAUUUUGGCAUCAGAAAGAUUGCUGAAAAUAUUUGCGAAAAAUAUGAUUAUGAUAAACAACGAAUAUUAAUAUUAUCAAGACAAUUCACGGGAAGAAUCUGGAAAGAAAUAAUUUCCGUUGAAACAAAACAAUAUUUCGAAAAUUUAGCUAAAGAUAUCGAUAAUCUUCAUAAAGAAAAGUAUCCGGAUUAUAAAUUAAAGUCUCGCAGAAAAAAGUCAACUGUUAACUUUUCAGUUAAAAUACUUUAAAUAUUUAUCAUUAUGAUAAUUUUUUUUGUGCAAAUGUUUCUGUUGAUCAUCAAACUUUAUUUUUCUUUCUAAAAAAUCAUAAAAAUAUUAAUCUCCUUUAUUAUUUUUUGUUAUUUAAAUUUAAAAAAUUGAAAAAUUGAAACUUUACAUUUUUAUAUUGCAUUAAAUACUAAAUAAUUUAGCUGAAAUUAUAUUUUAACUAAUUAACCAUCUUAAUUAGUUAAUUAAUCAAUUGGUUCUAAUCUUUAUAUUAAAAAAU
Molecule: messenger RNA, 884 nt
Organism: Rhizophagus irregularis DAOM 181602=DAOM 197198
Lineage: Eukaryota; Fungi; Glomeromycota; Glomeromycetes; Glomerales; Glomeraceae
Source: RefSeq, a predicted model, not a curated record